UUGCUACAUUAAUUCGUUUACAAAUUUCAAGCGAAAGUAUUAUUGUGAAACAGUAAAAAAAUAUUGAUAAAAUGUCAGUUAUUGCAAUUAUCCAUCAUGAUGAAAACAUUAAUAAAAUCAUCGAAAAGUCAUCAACUCAGUUUGAGGGUGCAACUGUAUGUUACAAAACCCAGCUACGUGGGAAAAUGAAAGCUAGUCCUGUGAAAAAAAUUACCAUUAAGCCAUAUGCAACAAUGGGUCUGCCUCAAGAAAAUACAACAGAUCCAUGUGAAUUUUUAAAAAAACAAACAGGGAAACUGUCUUACAGUCAGGAAGAACAAAUUAAAGCAACCGAUGAAAAGCAUGUGUGUAAGAGAAAACCAAGAAUGUUUGCUACUAAAGAGGACAUUAUAAAUUAUGAUAACAGAAAAAAUAAAGCCGCCAAUUCAGUGAAGAAUUUUAUCUCCGAAAAUAUCAAAACAGUUUUAAAAAUGAAGCCAAAGGAGCCUACACCAAAAGUUGUUGUAGAACCUUAUGGAAAAACAAAGCGUUUGUGUGAUGGUUUAGAACCAAUUUAUAUAAAAUCAGAUGCUUUUGGUAAAACACCUAGUUACCUACAAGUAUUCAUUAAACAAAGAGAAAAACUACAUCAAAUGCAAAAAGAUGCUACCGGUGUUGAAAAGCCAAAGUGUCGAUACAUAAGGAGAGACGAACGAGAACAGUUAUUGCAGGGCUUGAAACACAACUGGGGGGAACUUCAACAACAAUAUCAAGGGCUACCUAUCCUCACAGAUACUAUACCUAAGAUUAAUCGAAAAUCUAAACUUGAAGCUGAACUUAAACAACUCGAAAAAGACAUAGUGUUAGUGGAAAGGCAUCCUUAUAUUUAUGUGUACGAUGAUAAUGUAAUUUCAGUUAACUAAUAAAAUGAUUAUUGUU
Messenger RNA from Zophobas morio, 918 nucleotides. Its product is annotated as enkurin. Bases 72 to 902 code for a protein of 276 amino acids. NCBI's taxonomy places the organism in Eukaryota, Metazoa, Arthropoda, Insecta, Coleoptera, Tenebrionidae. The record is from RefSeq and is a predicted model, not a curated record. Gene Ontology annotation, molecular function: calmodulin binding. The transcript is spliced from 2 exons. Gene Ontology annotation, cellular component: acrosomal vesicle.